This is a messenger RNA of Misgurnus anguillicaudatus (oriental weatherfish), 3813 nucleotides long. RefSeq lists its product as uncharacterized. Gene Ontology annotation, molecular function: RNA polymerase II cis-regulatory region sequence-specific DNA binding; DNA-binding transcription activator activity, RNA polymerase II-specific. Gene Ontology annotation, biological process: regulation of transcription by RNA polymerase II. NCBI's taxonomy places the organism in Eukaryota, Metazoa, Chordata, Actinopteri, Cypriniformes, Cobitidae. The record is from RefSeq and is a predicted model, not a curated record. Gene Ontology annotation, cellular component: nucleus.
UCCUCAGUGUUUUUCUCUCUUUUGUGUUUUUUAACAGAGUCUUGUCUCUGUGUAUUUUAGUGUUGAUGAUGGAUGUGAUGUGCUGUAAAUCAGGAACUGAUCAGGACUUACAGGAUGAUGAAUCUACUGAUCAAACCUCCACAGAGUCUCUGGAUUCUGUCUGUAACGCUGGAGAACAGCAGCAGAUCCUGCAGACCAAACUCAACAUGUGUUCAGUCAAACUCACGGACUGCUCGAACCUCGUGAUGGAGAUUAAAACUGAACCCACAGAAAUAAAAACUGAACCCACAGAAAUAAAAACGGAACCAACAGAAAUAAAAACGGAACCUACAGCAGAUGAAUAUGAAGACAAACAUAACGAUGCGGCUCAUGAUUGUAUUCUGUCAGAUAAGAAGAGUGAUUCAAGUUUUGAUGGAGAAAUAAUGUCAUCAACGUCAAAAGAGCGAUGGACCGCACAAACUCUUUCCUGCAUCACCGGUGAAGAGACACUGAGCUCCCAAAGACAUUUAGAGAGAAAACACACAGAACAGAAUCUCUUCACCUGCAGGAGAUGUAAAAUCAGCUUUACUACCUUACAAGAGAAGAAACUUCUUUCAGAAGAGUACAAAGAAAAGAAGUCCUUUCACUGUCAGCAGUGUUUAAAUGAUUUUUUUACCACAACAACAACAACAACUAAUAUAAACAUUGACAUGAGGACACACAGUGAUGAAAAGCCUUUCCACUGCACUGAAUGUGGCAAACACUUCACAUCCAAACAUAAUCUAUAUUCACAUCAGAGAAUUCACACAGGAGAAAAACCAUACGAGUGUCCUCACUGUGAGAUGAGAUUCAGACACAAACCUCAUCUAAAGGCACAUGUGAUUUUACACACCAAUGAGAGACCGUAUCUGUGCAGUGAAUGUGGAAAAACCUUUAGGCAAGCAAGUACAUUCAAAUCACACCAGAAUAUUCACACUCAAGAGAGACGCUAUCAAUGUUCACACUGUGAUAAAAGUUUUGGUCAGAAAUCUCAGCUGAAAGCUCAUCAGAGAUCUUACACUGGAAAGAAACCUUACGUCUGUAGUGUUUGUGCCAAGAGUUUUAGUCAACAUUCCAGUUUAUUGACACAUCAGAGAACUCAUACAGGUGAAAAACCUUACAAAUGCUCUCAGUGUGAGAAGACGUUUGCUCAUUCAGGUAACUUAAAAGUACAUGAGAGAGUUCAUACUGGAGAGAAACCUUACCAGUGUGGUGUUUGUGAAAAGAGUUUUAAUCAACAUUACAAUUUAGUGUCACACCAGAGAAUUCAUACAGGUGAAAAACCUUACAAAUGCUCUCAUUGUGAGAAGAUGUUUACUCAUUUAGGUAACUUAAAAUCCCAUCAGAGAGUUCAUACUGGAGAGAAACCUUACGUCUGCUAUCAGUGCGGGAAGAGCUUCUUUGAUCAAGCUUCUUUGAACUGUCACCAGAGAGUUCACACUGGAGAAAAACCUUAUAAAUGCUCUAAUUGUGAGAAGACGUUUGCUCAGUCAGGUCACUUAAAAACCCAUCAGAGAGUUCACACUGGAGAGAAACCUUACGUCUGCUCGAUCUGUGGAGAGGGAUUCACGAAUGCAGGACCUUUCAAGACUCAUCAGAAGAAACACGUUGAAGAACAAACUGAUCUGUGAAAAAUACUUUGUCUCCUUUUUCACCCCUGAUUGCACCCCUGUGAACAAAACCACAAGCUAUAUACAUACGGACACAGAGUGAUGGACCACAAAAAGAAAAUGGAUCCUCCAGAGGACUAUCUGCUCCUCCAUCUUAAGCAAAUAUGUUUCUCAUGUAGUUCAUGGAGUUGACUCAUCGGGGGCGAUGCCAUACUAAAUGCAGGCUUUCGGAUAGGGCUGGAUGAUCAUUAAAGGUCACGUUUUUUCUGAUCCCAUUUUUUUAAACCCUAGUUAGUGUGUAAUGUUGCGAACGGCCGGUUUGGACUACAGCCCUCUACUUCCUGCUUUAAUGACAUCACUAAAACAGUUUUUUGACUAAACCCCACCCACAGGAAUACAUCAGUCGCCAGUUACACUUCAGAGUGCGAGGGAUUAUAGGUGUGUCGUUAUAUUUCCGCUGCCUACUGCUGUGACAUCAUACACGUGAGAGUGUCGUUGUACAUUCACAUACAUUAAUUUAUUUCUCAGUCUGCCACCAAAUUGGCCACCACAAAUAGAUGCUUGCACAUCGCGUUUAUCACUACCUCUGUCUUUGGGAACUUAUAGCAGAGCACAGAUGACAACAUAUUUGCUCGAGACGGCUAGCUCGAAGGUAAAGCUAAUCUUUUACAUUAUAGUGAUGACGCUAGUAGUGACUGUUCUCUCAGACCAAUCAGUGUUCUGCAGUGUUUUCGCGUCAUGUUUUGGUAUCAGCUCAGGUCGCUUGGAACCCCAACUGAGGUGGUACUAUAAAAAGUAUCGGGUAUUACAUACUGCACCCAGUGGAAAAUCUCCCAAAAGUAAGCUGACCUAAUCCAGACAGGGGGGGGGACUAUGCAAUGGAAAAGCCCCAUAAGUAAACGCUUGUACCUCUGUGAUUUUUGCACCUCAAUGAGUUUUUCCCUUUUUGGCAUUUCUUUCUUCAGAAGAGCUGUAUUUUUUUUCUAACAGCUACUUUACUUUGGUUUAGGGAGGGAUAAGAACCCAGCUAACAGAGAAAAGUUUUAAGAAGGUUUCCUUGAAAGUUCCCAACGUUCCCAAAAAUGUUCUGGCAACAUGAAAAGUGUCCAGUUUUUUAAGCUUUCUAAGAACAUUUCUGGGUUGUCUGAACAUAGAGGAAUGUUACAUUCUACAAUUUUCAAAUGUUGAGAUGAUGUCAUGUUUUAAUGUUCACACAUUUAAAACAACUGUUUUCUAGAUUUACUUUUUUCUUGUUAUGUAAAUGAUAGAGAAACAUUGCAUUUUAUUAUUUUAAAACCGUUAUAAAACAUUUCUGAAUGUUCUCUAAAAAUAUUGCUGUAGAAAAAACAAUUGACUUAAUGUUUUCAGAUGUUGAUGUUUUGUUUCAUUUAAAGUCACCAUUAUGGUGAUCAGUGUUUGUUUUAGGACUGGACUCUUGACCCUUGAAAUUUUGCUUUCUAGUUUUUCCCCAGUUGCAUUAACUUUGUGUGUAUAUAACACAUUUGCUGUGUUAAUGAUCAUCAUCUAAUUAAUUGAUUCAGUCAAUCAUCACAAGUUUCUUUCAUGUCAAAAUAAGAUCCAGCACUUAACAGCAGUUUGUCAUUAAGGGUUUUUAGAAACUAUGGAUACAAAUUAAUUGCUGUAUAUUUGGGACUCACUAAUGUCAAGAAUCAGAGUAUGAAUCUCAACAAUGGUGACAAUUAAAUGAAAAACUUCAUACUACAAUGCAUGCUGGGUAUCAUGCUAGGAUUACACAUCUCAUCCAGGACUCCCAGCAUGCACUGUGGCAUGGAUAAAUAAUUAACGUUUUACAAUUUUAAAUCUUAAAUUAUUUAAAAUCUUGUUAACGUAAGUUAAUGCACAGUGAACUAACAUGAACAAAGAUUAAUAAAUACUGUAACAAAUGUAUGGCUCAUGGUUUGUUCAUGUUAGGUAAUACAUUACAAUAAGGUUAAUUAGUUAACAUUAGUUAAAGUGUAACCAAAUCCUUAAUGACAAACUGCUGUAAGAAUUGACAGAAAAUAAACUUUUGAUGAGUGAGUAAAUCAAUUAAUUAGAUGAUGAUCUUUACCAUUAUGUACCAACCACCACAGAAUUUCACUAUUAACUUUACAUGUUCAUAACAAAUGUUCUUUAUAAACACAAAUUAAUGCAACCAGGGAAAAACUAGCAAGCAAAAACUCAA